Molecule: messenger RNA, 779 nt
Organism: Drosophila grimshawi
Lineage: Eukaryota; Metazoa; Arthropoda; Insecta; Diptera; Drosophilidae
Gene: ND-SGDH
Product: NADH dehydrogenase [ubiquinone] 1 beta subcomplex subunit 5, mitochondrial
Exons: 4
Coding region: 102-662 (186 amino acids)
Source: RefSeq, a predicted model, not a curated record
AAUCGAACAUUUAGAUGAAGCAAAUCAUAACAGUUUCGGCAGCCCUUAUUUGACCGACCGAAGUGCUCACAUUAUUUUGGGGUGAAAUUAGCUAAAAGAAUAUGGUUGGUUGGAGCCGUUUGCUGUUGCCAGCGGCACAAUUCGCCAAGAAUCAUGCUGUGCUGCUAACACCCACCACUCGCAAUGCACUGCAACAGCAACUGCGUCAAAUGAGCGGUGAUCAUGGACACCAUCACAUGACCGUCAAGCCAUCCCGUUUCCAAUGGGACAAAUUCAAGGAUCUGAUGCACUUUUACGUAAUGAUCGGUAUUCUGCCGAUCACUGCACUGGUUCUCUACUCCAACAUAUUUGUGGGACCCUCGCAGCUCUCCGAAAUACCCGAGGGCUACGAGCCCAAGCACUGGGAAUACGAGAAGCACCCCGUUUCCCGGUUUAUUGCGCGCUAUAUGUUAAACUCACAGCAGCAGGAGUACGAGAAGGCGUGUCACAAUCUUUUCGAGGAGAACGAGAAGGCGCAGAUUCGCCUACUCGAAGAGAAUAUUCGCCGUAAGAUGUCCGAGCGCAACGAUUAUCAAGCCUACUAUUACCGACCCACAGUAGCCAAGUAUCACAGAGUAUCCAAGGAGGCUGCCGAUGAGCUGGAGGCACUGCGCGGCGACUAAGCUGCCAUCUCUUAACUCUAUUGAUUUCAAAUAACUUGUUUUCAAAUGUGGUUCUUUAAUAGACGUAAUUUAAAUCCUCUCGAAUGAGGGAGGGCAAAUAAAAUAUGAAAUUUAAAA